Molecule: messenger RNA, 1467 nt
Organism: Emericellopsis cladophorae
Lineage: Eukaryota; Fungi; Ascomycota; Sordariomycetes; Hypocreales; Bionectriaceae
Exons: 1
Coding region: 1-1467 (488 amino acids)
Source: RefSeq, a predicted model, not a curated record
AUGCAGAUCGGCAUCUAUACCAUCCUCGUGGCCUGCCUCGCCGGCACCGGAUUCGCCGCCCCUCUCGACGCCCGUCAGACUGAGGACCUCGCUAACGAUGUGAGCGAUGUUGCCGGCAUGGCUACAGACAUGGCCAGUGGUGCUGUCGACGGCGCCGUUGGAACAGCCACCGGUGUCGUUGAGGGAGCUACCGGUGCCCUGAGCGGCUUGGGCGACCCUGUCAAGGGAGCUACUGGUGCCCUGGGUGGCUUGGGUGACACUGUCGGCGGAGCUACUGGUCCCUUGAGCGGCCUGGGCGAUACCGUCCGCGGAGCAACCGAUACCCUAGGCGGGCUCACAGGUUCCUCAGGAAGCACAGGCGGUCUGGGCGGUCUCCUUGGAGGACUUACUGGCCGCGAUGAAAUGGGCGAUGGCGGCGCCGAUGGUGAUACCGACGAUAUGGAUCAAGGCGGUAUGGAGGACGCUGAGGAUACGGCUGGAUCCGCUGGCGACGCCGCCAGUGGUGCCCUCAUGGGCGCCACAGGCGCUGCUGGCUCUCUCACCUCGGGCCUAGGGGGUUUGGGUGGCGCCUCGGAUGCUCUGUCGGGCCUCACUGGCUCUGUCGGAGGGUUGACAAACGGCGCCGGCAGCUCAGGCGGCUCCGACCUUCUCGGCGGCCUGCUUGGCGGUCUCCUUGGCCAGAAGAUGGCCGAGAUGGAGCAAAUGAACAACGAGAAGCGACAACUCGACGCCGUGUCGGGCCUGGCUGGCGGCCUUACGGGCGGCAGUGGCAGCCCUCUCGAUACUCUCUCUGGAUUGCCAGUCCUCGGCCCUCUGCUUAGUAGCCUCCUUGGCCAGAAACUGGCCGAGAUGGAGCAAAUGAACAACGAGAAGCGACAACUCGACGCCGUGUCGGGCCUGGCUGGCGGCCUUACGGGCGGCAGUGGCAGCCCUCUCGAUACACUCUCUGGAUUGCCAGGCCUCGGCCCUCUGCUCAGUAGCCUCCUUGGUCAGAAGCUGACCGAGAUGGAGCAAAUGAACAACGAGAAGCGACAACUCGACGCCGUGUCGGGCCUGGCUGGCGGCCUUACGGGCGGCAGUGGCAGCCCUCUCGAUACACUCUCUGGAUUGCCAGGCCUCGGCCCUCUGCUCAGUAGCCUCCUUGGUCAGAAGCUGACCGAGAUGGAGCAAAUGAACAACGAGAAGCGACAACUCGACGCCGUGUCGGGCCUGGCUGGCGGCCUUACGGGCGGCAGUGGCAGCCCUCUCGAUACACUCUCUGGAUUGCCAGGCCUCGGCCCUCUGCUCAGUAGCCUCCUUGGUCAGAAGCUGACCGAGAUGGAGCAAAUGAACAACGAGAAGCGACAACUCGCCGCCGUGUCGGGCCUGGCUGGCGGCCUCACGGGAGGCGACAGCAAGGGCCUUCUUGGUCUUGGACUCCUUGGCAUUCUUCGCAGGGCUGCGGAGAACGAGCAGAUGCAGAACUAG